AUGAUCCAAAAUAGCGGUAUCGAAAUUCAUAACCGCUUUAUAUUAUGGAAAAUAUCAAUGAUCAAAAAUAUUGUAGUAACUAGUGCUAGCAUUAUAGACAAGCUUUCAAGUGUAACGUAUAUAAUGCCUCCAAUGUACAAAGACUUGAACAUUGAGCAUUCAUCACUGCUGAGAGGGCUUGAUGCUCCACUUUUGUCACAGUCAUUUCAUAUAUCUAGAUAG
This is a messenger RNA of Blepharisma stoltei, 222 nucleotides long. The record is from the annotation of a GenBank genome assembly. NCBI's taxonomy places the organism in Eukaryota, Ciliophora, Heterotrichea, Heterotrichida, Blepharismidae.